Ctenopharyngodon idella (grass carp) is the source of this 7134-nucleotide messenger RNA. Its product is annotated as G-protein coupled bile acid receptor 1. The record is from RefSeq and is a predicted model, not a curated record. Gene Ontology annotation, cellular component: dendrite; membrane. The coding region runs from base 5858 to 6892 and encodes 344 amino acids. Lineage: Eukaryota; Metazoa; Chordata; Actinopteri; Cypriniformes; Xenocyprididae. Gene Ontology annotation, molecular function: G protein-coupled serotonin receptor activity; neurotransmitter receptor activity. Gene Ontology annotation, biological process: chemical synaptic transmission; G protein-coupled receptor signaling pathway, coupled to cyclic nucleotide second messenger. The transcript has 2 exons.
GUUUCACAAACAAGGCUUAAGCUAGUCCUAGACUAAAAUGCAUGUUUGAGCUGUUUUAACAGAAAGUAAAUUGCACAGACAUAUCUUAAAAUAUGUUAGAGCCAUUGUUUUGUCUCAAGAUGCACACCAGUAAUGUUUUUUUGUAGUGUACGUUUAUAAAAGCUACUUAAAUAUCCUAAUUGAUCUUAGGCUUAAUCCUGGCUUAGGCUAAGCCCUGUCUGUGAAACCAGGCCAUAGUGUUGUAAAAAUGCUAAGUUAUGUUUUACAGAGGUUUAUUUUAAAUACAUUGCCCUUUAAAAUAAAUGUCUGAAUGUCUGUAACAGGCAACACAAUUUAAUUGUGGUGCUUCUAAUUAAGUGAUAAAAAGCUGUAAACAUUUUACAAAAUACACAUUGUCCCCCUAUAUGCAAUAUCACAUUAAUUUAACUUACCCUGAAAAGUUUUCCUCGUCACUGCGGCACGCAAGUUCCUGAACAAUGAAUGAUGACGCUUGCUAACACCGCUAUUUGAUAGCCUUAGCAAGAGUGUGUAUUUAGUGUGCAUUAAGGCACUGAGCUUUGGCAUAUUAGAUCUGGGACAGACUUGCGUACUUCCUGUCAUUGCACACUCUCUCAAGUGGCCAAGAUCGCAAGUGUGGCUAUUGGGACAGGCCCUAGUUCACUGCAGCUGUGUCACCUGGAAGUGCAGCUUGUUUAUUUCCUGCUAUUUGAAGAGUGGCUUCCCUUUGUGCUGUUAGUCAAUUCAAGUCAAGUCACCUUUUUUAUAUAGUGCUUUUUACAGCAGCUCUUAAAGAAAAUGGUGUCAUUGUCCAGCUUAAGUAAAUUCAGUAUUGAUUCAUUCGGUUGUAAGAAUCAAUAGUUAUUAAUUUAGUCAAUUUAUCUAUAUCAGCACUGGAGUAAACCGUGAUGUCACCGUCCAGUUCAUUUUAGUUUGCAUACAAUGCUGUCAAUGCAAUGCAGGCAGAUCAAAACACUGUUGAAUAUCAAAUGUCAAGUGUCCGCAACUAAGCAAGGAAAAGGCGAUGGCGGCAAGGAACCCAAACUCCAACAGGUGACAAAGAGGUGUUAAAAAUGGAGAAAAAAACCUUGGGAGAAACCAGGCUCAGUCGAGGGGGCAGUUCUCCUCUGGCUAAACUUUGGGAGAAGGAUCUACCGCCUGCGGUUGAUUUUGAUAUUCUAGGUAUUAUUAACUGGCCUGAAUUCUGAGAUCGCAAUAGACGUGAAGGACUAUAAUGCGUUAAGAGUUCACUCAGGUACUGGGGAGCUAAACCAUUUAAUGCUUUGUAAGUAAUUAGCAAGAUUUUAAAAUCUAUACAAUGUUUGAUAGGGAGCCAAUGCAGUGUUGACAGAACCGGGCUAAUAUGGUCAUACUUCCUGGUUCUAGUAAAAACUCUAGCUGCUGUGUUUUGGACCAGCUGGAGUUUGUUUAACAGGCGAACAGGGCAACCACCCAGUAGAGCAUUACAGUAAUCUAGCCUUGAGGUCAUGAACGCAUGAACUAACUGUUCUGCAUUUGUCAUUGAGAGCAUAUGUCGUAAUUUAGAUAUAUUUUUAAGAUGGAAGAAUGCGGUUUUACAAAUGCUAAAAAUUUGUCUUUUUUAAAUGAAAGAUUGGUAUCAAAGAGCACACCCAGGUUCCUAACUGACGACGAAGACUUAACAGAGCAGCCAUCAAGUGUUAGACAGUAUUCUAGGUUAUUACGUGAAGAAGUUUUUGGUCCAAUAAUUAGAAUCUCUGUUUUUUUCUGAAAUUAGUUGUAGGAAAUUACUUGUCGUCCAAUUUUUUAUAUCAGCUAUGCAUUCCGUUAAUUUUGUGAAUUAGUAAGUUUCGUCAGGGCUUGAAGAAAUAUAGGGUUGAGUAUCAUCAGCGUAACAGUGAAAACUAACGCCAUGCUUCCUAAUGAUAUCUCCCAAGGGUAGUAUGUACAGAGUGAAAAGCAACGAUCCUAGUACUGAUCCUUGCGGUACUCCAUAUUGAACUUGUGAUCGAUAUGACAUCUCUUCGUUUACUACUACAGACUGAUAACGGUCAGAUAAGUAUGAUUUGAACCAUGACAGUGCAAUUCCACUAAUGCCAACAUAAUUUUCGAGUAUGUUUAAAAGAAUGCUGUGAUCGAUAGUGUCAAAUGCAGCACUAAGAUCCAGUAACACUAAUAGAGAGAUACAACCACGAUCUGAUGAUAAGAGCAAAUCAUUAGUAACUCUAAUGAGAGCAGUCUCAGUACUAUGGUACGGUCUAAAUCCUGACUGGAAAUCCACACAGAUACCAUUUCUUUCUAAAAAGGAACAUAGUUGUGAUGAUACUGCCUUUUCUAGUAUUUUUGACAGAAAAGGUAGAUUUGAGAUCGGCCUGUAGUUGACUAAUUCUCUAGGAUCAAGUUGUUGUUUUUUAAUAAGAGGUUUAAUAAUAGCCAGCUUAAAAGUUUUCAGUAUGUAUCCUAGUGAUAAAUAUGAAUUAACGAUAUUAAGAAGAGGAUUAAUGACCUGGAAGCAUUUCUUUCAAUAGCUUAGUCGGUAUAGGGUCUAACAUACAUGUUGUUGAUUUUGAUGAUUUAACAAGUGUAGACAAUUCUUCCUCUCCUAUAGCAGCGAAUGAAUUGAAUUUUUUCUCAGGGACACUACAAUGCACUGUCUGACGCAAUAGUGUAGUAGACGGUUGCAUGGUUAUAAUUUUCUCUCUAAUAUUGUCAUUCUUGUAAGUAAAGAAGUUCAUAAAGUCAUUACUGCUGUGCUGUUUGAAAACAUCAGAAGUUGAAGCUUUAUUUCUCGUUCAUUUAGCCACUGUAUCAAAUAAAUACCUAGGGCUAUUUUUAUUUUCUUCUAAAAGAUUUGAAAAAUAAGCAGACCUAGCAGUUUUUAAGGCCUUUCUGUACUCAAUCAUUCUCUCUCUCCACGAAAUGUGAAAAACUUCUAGUUUUUAUUUUCUUCCUGGCUGCUCUCUUAAGGGCCCGAAUGUGCUCGUUGUACCAUGGCGUUGGACUAAUUUCCUUAAUCUUUUUUAAGCGCAAAGGAGCUACUGCGUCUAAUGUGCUGGAAAAGAGAGAGUCAAUAGUUUCUGUUGCAACAUCGAGUUCUUCUAAACUGUCUGGUAUGCUGAGCAGAUGAAACUGAUCAGGGAGAUUAUUAAUAAAGCGAUCUUUUGAGUAAUACUGAAGAUAUUACUAUAAAUUACAGCAACACCUCCCCCUUUGCCUUUCCGACGUGGUUCGUGUCUAUAAUAGUAACCUUGCCACAUUAGUCUGGUUUUAGCCAGGUUUCUGUCAAACACAGCACAUCUAGAUUGUCUGUGAUGAUAUAAAUUACAAUAAGUGCUUUUGAAGAAAGGGAUCUAAUAUUCAGCAACCCAAGCUUUAUCAUUUGUUCAUCAGUAUUAUAUCUGUUUUUUAUUUGUUGAACAUCAAUUACAUUUUUACCCUUAAAUGGGUUGGGGAGUUUUUUGUAUUUACACAGACACAGACACAGUCUCUAUGUGAUGAUAUCUAGGUGAAAGAGUUUCUAUGUGUUGGGAUUUAUCUGACUUCUGUAACGUGAGGCAGCUAGCAGAUGGUCGGUUUAGCCAGUCUGUCUCUUCCUGACUUGGGUCCCAGUUUGUCAUGUUUCAGCUCUUAGACUAUGUGCCAUAUUACUAGAGAGAAGAGCGGCACCAUCCCAGGAGGGAUGAAUACCAUCUCUUUUCAACAGGUCAGGUCUGCCCCAAAAACUUUUCCAAUUGUCUAUGAAACCUAUAUUAUUCUGCGGACACCACUUAGACAGCUAGCCAUUGAGUGAUGAUAGUCUGCUAAGUAUCUCAUCACUCCGAUGAACAGGAAGAUAACCAGAGCAAAUUACAGUAUCUGACAUUGUACUUGCAAGUUCACACACCACUUUAAUGUUAAUUUUAGUGAUCUCCGACUGGCAAAGUCGAACAUCAUUAGUGUCGACGUGAAUAAUAAUCUUAGAGUAUUUACGAUUAGCAUUAGCCAGCACUUUUAAAUUUGCUUUGAUGUCAGGCGCUCUGGCUCCCGGCAUGUGACUAUGGUGGCUGGUGUCUCUAUUUUCACGUUCCGUGUAAUAGAAUUGGCAAUUCAGUUCAAUUCCGUCUCACUGUCACCCAGUUGCCCUGCUGCACAGGCUCUACAGCCGGAACUGAACAAUGUACAGAGUUCACUAAGCUAGUCGCAUCCAAAACAGUAUCUAAAGCCCUUAAAUUCUUACUAUCCUCGAUUAAAGUUUGGAUGCGUGUCUCUAAUUCUGAGAUUUUCUCUGUCAGCCUGACUAAUUCCCUGCAUUUAUGAUGUAAAUCCCUCGUUGCUGACAGAGAGAACUAUACUAAGCAUGUGACAGGCAGAGCAAGUAACAAUAAAAGGAGAUGACAUGACUCGCCAUGUGUGUAGACUGAUCCGACUUACCACAGCUGUUUGAACGCGUAGAAAAGGAGCGCGCGAGACUGAUAACAAGCUAACAAGCUAGCGAAAUGCUAACGCAUUGUGAUAGCGAUUUAGAUUAAACGAUUAAAAGCUAGCGACGUCAGAUUAAUGUGAUAGGCAAUAAUAGACAAUAUCAGAUAUAUGGAAAUAAUAAUAUAAACAACAAGCAAUGAUAAUAAGAGAUUCAAAACAAAGCUACGGAGCUACAGACGCAAACCACUCUGAGCAGUGAGGCAGACAGGAGCCCAUGGAAGUGGUGGUUUUAAGGAAAGUACUUGUGAAAUAAGUGUGCAGAUGCAACAGUAUGUCUAGAACCAGCAUCUGUCCGCAGACGUCUUCUGCGAUUGGUUGUAAAGAACACCUUCAGCUCUUAAAAGUACACAUACAGUUAAUGUUCAUGAAACCAAAUUUGUCAUAACAGCUGUUAGACUACUUAUGGUCUCUCAAGGUAUCAUGCACAUGUUGAACAUGUAUGCUUUAAAACAGCUGCCCAAAAGGAUAUUUGGUAUUUUGAUGUCAUGUUGUGUCAUGAUGUUCAGUUGUGAGCAUGAAUGUUAGUCAGUCAAACUAUAUUAGACAUUCCACUGUAUUUAUUCAGUUACAGUAACCAGGACUCCCACUAAUACAUCAGCAAAAUUGUCCAUCCUGACCAUACUGAUAACCCCAUCUUAUGCAUAACACAGUUGUAGUUUUUUUCUUUAAGUAAUACACUGAUGUCAUAAAUGUACACUAGUACUAAAUUUAUACUAAAUUUGUACUAAUUUUUUUUCAUAGUAAUUACUUACAAUAUCACAUUCCCAAUUGUGUUGUAGUACUGCAUAUCAGGAAAUCAGAUAAAUACUGGUAAAGUAGACAAAUAUAAUACAAAAAAAUAUAUAAUUAAGCACUGAAUACUAUUGAAUCUGUCUCUUUUAGUAUGAAUGUCCCUAGUUUGCAUUAGCUCAGUUUUAAGAAUGGAAUAAAAUAUCUGUUUCAGGCAUUUAUGUAGUUGUGUGUAUCUCUGUACACUGUAUCUCUUAGUAGUUACACACAUCUCUGACGUCCUCAUGACCCAUGGGUCUCAAACUGUCUGUAUUGUCUGCUAUCUUUAUCUGCCAUGCAUACAUGCACCAGCAUACUGAUGAAACUGAUGUCAUUGCUCAGAGUUUUACGAGUGACGUUCCCGCUGGACUUGCCCCUGUUCACUUUCUCCGCUUGACAAGCGACUUUGUUUCUCUCCAGCCGCCGAGGAUCUCACUGUCCAGAGCUCUGAUGAAAAAUCAGACAUAAUGGACAGUGCUAUUUCCUUUUGCAGUUUGCUAACCUGCCUGCAGACUUUUCUUACAUAGUGUUAAACUACCUGACUUGACACUAUGAUGAUGAAGACCUAAGAAAUUUACUCUUCACUUCAAGCCAAGCUGACAAAAGAUUGAACUCUUCUUACAAUGGACGUUUGGCAUGGAGAGUUGUGGUAAUGGCUACGGUGAUGCGAAACACCUCUGGGAGUGAUGUGGAGGCCCAGCUAAUCUAUGCUAUCACCCUGCCCAUCUCCUGCGCCAUAAUCCUGAUCAACCUGCUCAUCAUCCUGGCCAUCACCUGCAGCCGUCAGCUUCACAACUCACAGAACUACUUCUUCCUAAGUCUGCUGGUGGCCGACUUGUGCACAGGCGUGGCGCUUCCCUUCAUUCCCUGGAUGGGCCUGAACCGCCCUCUCAGUUUCUCUUCCUGUCUGCUGGUGCACGUUUUCCCCAACUUUCUGUUUCUGGCCUUCCUCUUUAACCUAGUACUGGUGCACUACGAACGUUAUCGGAGUAUUGUAAGCCCCCUCCGACGUGGACAACUCUGGCUGCAUCGGCGAUUUGCGCUUCCUCUGCUGGCCGCGUGGAUGCUGCCGCUGCUGUUCGCACUAUUGCCUGCCUUUGGCUGGAACAACAAGGCUAUUCAUGACCUGAAUGGUUGUUGUCCAGAAACCAAUAGCACGGCACAUUCUAACUGCGUGGCAUUGACUGGAGAGCGUUGCUGUACAUACCGCAGUGUCUUUCCAAAUGCUUUCAUCUAUUUGGAAGUGUACGGCCUACUGGCACCCGCCAUCCUUUCCAUUGCUGCGAUGACAUGCAGGGUGCUGUGGAUCACACGAGAACAGCUGAGGGACAUCCAGCGUCUGCAGCGUGCCGUAGCAAAUAAGGAAUACAGACGGAGAAUGGAAAUGCGUUACGCUUGUUGUGUGGCAGCUGUUUCCCUCGCCUUCUUGGCCUGCUGGGUGCCCUACAUUGUUUACACCCAUGUAGGGAUGGAGUUUUUGCUUCGGCGGGGAGGAAAGAGCAAUCGCACUGGACACAUUGUGCUGUCCUGUGUCGGGGUCGGGGGCAUUGCUGUCGUGCCCCUGCUUCUGGGACUUGCCAACAGGGAAUACACAGAUCCAGUCAAGAAACUGUUCCGCAAACUGAGGCACCGCUACGGAAAUACAAGUGUGCAAAUGGACAGUAGCCUUCGAUUCUGUCACAGUUGAUGUGAUUGAAGUUUAUAUUUAUAAUAUUAAACUUAAGAUAAACUGUGAUUUUGUUUUCAAUUUCAAAAUAAAACGGUUUGGAAAAAUAAAAUGGUUUGGGCAUAAUAUACAAAGGACAAAACCAGCUGAUGUUUUGGAACAAAUGAUUAAACAAAAAUGUUCAUGAACUGAUUGAACCUGCUUCAAUGAGGCUCUCAGCAGUGGUUAGGAGGUAAUUUGAAUAAAAUAUUCAUCUACUUCUA